This is a messenger RNA of Neocloeon triangulifer, 2801 nucleotides long. RefSeq lists its product as uncharacterized. The transcript is spliced from 12 exons. Lineage: Eukaryota; Metazoa; Arthropoda; Insecta; Ephemeroptera; Baetidae. The record is from RefSeq and is a predicted model, not a curated record. The coding region runs from base 193 to 2463 and encodes 756 amino acids.
AGCAGCGGUUUGGAUUGGUUGAAACGUGUCUGAACAAGAAUGUAGCCGGAAUGCACAAGAACGACUACAAACAAGAAACAAAAAACAAAAUUUUAUGCACAAAGCAAAUAAAUCAAAGUUCAGCCAGCCGAGCCAGCGUUUCGCGUUUCAGCAGUCAGCAGUCAAUAGGCCGGAGUCAACACUGUUGAUGCAAUGAUCCUGAUCACGAAGGACGUCGAGGCCUUUUACGGCGCCCUCCGCCAAAAGGACACUUGUUCAGCCAACCCUUUUCUGGAGCUGGAAAGUUUCUUUAAAACCCCUGUUGAUGAUGAUGUCAUCUCCAUAAUCGCCGAUCAGCACUUUUCCCUCUGCAAAGAACUUCUUUUGCAAUUCAUGCAGAGGCCAGAUCUAGAUCCGCUUGAUGAAAAGGAAAAGCUGCUUUUGCCAGCGCUGCGUUUCAUCCAAGUGUUGCUCGCUGCAAAAUGUGAAGAUUUCGAGGCCUUGUUCCUCAAAUCCAACAUGUUGAAACUUCUAUCUAAAUUUGUUGCGUUUUAUGCAGACAUCACCGACUUCAUGGUGAAGGACCUUUCGAAGGCGUGUGCGUUGGAGACUUUGGUCUACAGAUCGCAACUGGUCCCUUCGAAGGAAAUGAUGCAACAGGCCAUCGAGAUGGAAAACGUUCCAGAGUCGGUGCUCAGUCUUUGUGAGUGCAGAAAUGUGGUUUUGGAGCACGUGCAGGAAUGCGAGUGUCUCGAGUGCAUCGAGUGUGAAGACGUCCUUGCCCAGGAAUCUGUCCCGCCUCAGUUCCGCAAACCCGUCCAACCCACCUACAAAGAAAGUGGAUCAGAAAAGCAGGGAAAAGUCAUUUGGCCGUUUCGCUGUCUUCAGUUCCACAAAGCUGCUCUGUGCUGCGUCAAAUCCUAUUGGAACCUUUUGGAGUUUCGCAGCAAGAAAAUCAGCCAAAUCAUCAACUCAAGGCCGAUUCCCCAGCCUGGACACUUCUGGAUUGGAAUUGGCGACAUGAUUGUUGUUGCUUCAAAAGAAAUCUCUUGGAUCAGUUACGAGCCGACGUCUCCAACAGCCCCGAUUCUGCCUGAAUUCGUCCGAGCAAUCGUGCUGACCGAGUGCCCUCUGCCCUUGAGACACGGUUUCCGAGGCCUGUGGUUGCCAGACUACGCUGCCAAAGCGCUUUGCAAACCUAGUGCGCUGAUCCCUCUCUUCAGAAGCGACCCCAUUCACACCUGGAAACCUCUCCUCUUCAUCGGCAACGCCUUUCAACCCACUCCGGACGACCUGCUUGCCGUGGUCAUCAACUUGAUUUACAUUUCCCUUGGAUCGGGAAAAAUUGACGACCUGCUCGUCAUCUUGGAUGGGAAAGGUCCCUGGAGGGCUUACCAGUUGAUCAAGUGUGUCGAAGGAGAGACGAGGAUUGAGUUUCUGGCGAUUCUGAAUGCCUUGGCCUCCAACUGUGAAAAGGGCAGUAGAGGCCUGAUUGCCUGUUGCACCCACAAUUUUUUAGCUGAUUGGUUUGUGUGGCUGAUUCAUUCGAAAAAGGCGUCCGACAAAGAGUUGGAAAUUCUGUUGGAUGGUCUUAAUUUGUACCUGCCAAGAAUUGAAGUGAAAAGGUGGCCCAAGAGUCGCCUCAUCUACGGAGCUGCUAAUGCUUUGAUGAAAUGCUGCCCAUCGGAGAAAAUCCUGAACCAGUUGAAAGCUUGCAUUCACACCUUGACUUGGGACUUUGGCGGAAGAAUUUCCAAACACCGGAGAAAUGCUGCACCACAAGAUGACAAGGGUGAUGCCCAGCGUAAGCUGCAGAUGGAGUGUCUCGUAAGGGAGCGCAAUGAAAACUGCAAAGUGUCCCUUACUUUGGAGAAAUCUUCGUUGGCCGACUUCAACAUGGUCCGCAAACAAUGGCCUGGCGAAACUUGGCUCUUGCCUUGCCGAUCGACCCUCUCCCUCUUUGCCAUUCCCGAGCCAAAAUUAGAAGACGCAGUCGUCUCUAUGAAAUCAAAGUGUCCGUACCUGCUGCGCACCCGCCUGUACAGUUCUGUGGUGCAAGGUGUGCAUUGCGAGGUGCUCAAAGUGCGAGGCAUCCGAGACAUUCGCCAGCCAGCAUUUUCCAAAAUCGUCUGCGGCAUGUUGAAUGCCGGCGGGGGAGAAAUUUGGAUCGGCCUGGGCAACUGUUCCAGGAUCGAAGGCGUUUUUGCUCACCGUUCCGAGCGAGACAGUUUCUCUCAAGGUGUGCUUGACGUGGCCACAUACAGCAUUGAGCCUCGACUGCUGCCCUUCAACCUGGCAAUCGAGCACAUCUUUGUGUUUGACAAACCCGCUCAAGAGUUGAACCCUGACAGAAAUCGCUAUGUCUACAAAGUCACUGUCAAACCUUUGGAGGGAGUGAAUUAUUUGGUCCUUCCGGAGAAAGUUUGCCUGACCAGAUCAGAGCCCAAUGGAGUCACAGUGGUGAAAAAAUGCACAAACAUUUGAUACAUUUUUGAUCUUCAUUUAUUUGCUUAUAAAAGAAAACAAUACAAAAUAGCUUUUUUCUAAAAAGUGAUUACUUAUGAGCAAUUUAUAUAAAUCUGGAGUAAUUAAUAAUCUGAUGAGGAUUAUUUAUUUUUAAUACGGCACUUUCCGCUCAGUGGAUAUUCCAUUUUCAAAGUCGAUCCUGUUGGCAUAAUUUGCCCAGUAGACGAAAUUGUACAGGACGAAAAUAAGAGGGAUCAUGUAAAUGGCAAUGCGCUCGAUCUUGGUUCCCUCGACUCUCUCCUUCAGCUCCAGUUUGUCGUCAAUGUCGUCAUCAACCUGAAAUUGGGUAAAUAAUU